Molecule: messenger RNA, 846 nt
Organism: Symbiodinium sp. CCMP2592
Lineage: Eukaryota; Dinophyceae; Suessiales; Symbiodiniaceae
Source: the annotation of a GenBank genome assembly
AUGGUCACCAAAGAAGCUUGGCUAGCCCUGAUUCUCAGCGGUGCCAAGACCAUGGAAAUACGGAAUCGCCCAGCACAAGCCGGCCCAAUCUGGAUCGGUCACGGAGGCAAGAUCUAUGCUUCUGCUGAAAUUACGGAAUGCAGAGAGAUGACGCAGGAGGAGUUCGAAAAGACAAGAGCGCAGCACCGGCACUUGAGCACAAUGAGCAGCGGCAGCAAACUGUACGGCUUGCUGCUAGCGAACAUCGUCCAACGAACCCAGCCAACGGAGUACUACCAAAAGCCAGCAUCGGAACUCUGGACUUUCUUCAAAACGGCACCGGACGACAAGAUCCCGCGCAGAACAGCCUCAAAGCGAACAGCGACCAUGCCGGCCCUGAGGGAUCAGCAAGAAGCCGGCAACUCCGCAAAAGAGACAGAAGAUGGACAGCUUCCAGAAGACGACGACAAAGAUGAAGAAACGCACGGUCGUCCAUACGAACACCAACUGCACGGCUACGAUUACACCUGCACACUCGAAGAAGAAGUGCAGCAGUUCGUCCAAGCAGUCAUGCACCAAGAGCUCCAACCCGAACAGCUGAAGUGGUGGCAAGACACCCUCAAAGAACGCUGUCGCUACCACCGCUUCCCGUGUCGAGCCUGGUUCGAGCUCGUGUACCAGUGGCAACCUCCAAUAAUGUCAACCACCCCAGACACCAACGACGGUGCACAGGGGCCACGACCGCGGACCUCGCAGAGCCACCCAACGCCGACCUGCAGCAUCCCGUGCUACGUCCCCAUCCUCCUACACUGGGAGCAGAACACUUCCCCCGCACCGAGGCCAAGCAUUCGUUUCCACAGACUAUAG